Messenger RNA from Orussus abietinus, 4273 nucleotides. It is a transcript of the gene alphaCOP, whose product is annotated as coatomer subunit alpha. The coding region runs from base 312 to 3953 and encodes 1213 amino acids. Gene Ontology annotation, molecular function: structural molecule activity; protein binding. NCBI's taxonomy places the organism in Eukaryota, Metazoa, Arthropoda, Insecta, Hymenoptera, Orussidae. Gene Ontology annotation, biological process: intracellular protein transport; endoplasmic reticulum to Golgi vesicle-mediated transport; intra-Golgi vesicle-mediated transport. The record is from RefSeq and is a predicted model, not a curated record. Gene Ontology annotation, cellular component: COPI vesicle coat. The transcript is spliced from 5 exons.
CUUAUUCUACGUGAUAUUCGUCGGAAACAUCGAGUGACGCGUCGUUACCCAUCUCUGGUUUAUCGUAUUAGAAAAAUCUUUGAGGGCAACCUAUGAGUUUGAACGACGCUUCCAGUGAUUUAUUUCGUGAAAAGGAAUUUCUCCGAGUGGAGAUGGCGCUCGGAUAUAAAUCCGAAUGCAUGGAAGUGCUGCCCCUCUAUACCGAUUGUGUCGAAUUGACUCGUGGCUCGAGUUAGCCGAGUGACGUGUCGCUGCGAUUAUUUGAGGGAGGUUAUGAGGUUUCAAUUUAAUUAUCGAAAAAUACAUUCAACAUGUUAACCAAAUUCGAGACGAAGUCGGCUCGUGUAAAAGGCCUUUCUUUCCACCCUAAACGCCCGUGGGUUCUCGCCAGUUUGCACAAUGGAGUUAUCCAACUGUGGGACUAUCGCAUGUGCACGUUGCUGGACAAAUUCGACGAGCACGAUGGCCCCGUACGAGGUAUCUGCUUCCACAAUCAGCAACCGCUGUUCGUAUCGGGAGGUGACGAUUACAAAAUCAAGGUAUGGAACUACACCCAGCGCAGGUGCAUCUUCACCCUGAUGGGCCACUUGGACUACAUCAGGACCACCAUGUUCCACCACGAGUACCCGUGGAUCCUCUCGGCGUCCGACGACCAGACGAUCCGCAUCUGGAACUGGCAGAGUCGUACCUGCAUCUGCGUGUUAACGGGGCACAAUCACUACGUGAUGUGCGCCCAGUUCCAUCACUCGGAGGACAUCAUCGUCUCGGCGUCCCUGGACCAGACCGUCAGGGUGUGGGACAUCUCAGGGUUGCGCAAGAAGAACGUGGCCCCUGGUCCCGGAGGACUCGAGGACCACCUGAAGAACCCAGGGGCCACCGACCUGUUCGGCCAAGCGGAUGCAGUCGUUAAACACGUGCUCGAAGGUCACGAUCGCGGCGUCAAUUGGGCCUGCUUUCAUCCCAACUUACCUUUGAUAGUCUCGGGUGCCGAUGAUCGACAGAUCAAAAUGUGGCGGAUGAACGACACGAAGGCUUGGGAGGUGGACACCUGCAGAGGCCACUACAACAACGUCUCCUGCGUUCUGUUCCAUCCCAGACAGGAUUUGAUCCUGUCGAACUCCGAGGACAAGAGCAUCAGAGUCUGGGAUACCGCCAAGCGCACCUGCCUGCACACCUUCAGAAGGGAGCAUGAGAGGUUCUGGGUCCUCGCGGCUCAUCCGACCUUGAAUCUAUUCGCUGCCGGCCACGAUACCGGCAUGAUCAUCUUUAAGUUGGAAAGGGAACGACCGGCCUAUGCGGUGUAUGGAAAUUUAUUGUACUACGUGAAGGAGAGGUAUCUGCGGAAGCUGGAUUUUACCACCUCGAAGGAUACCUCGGUCAUGCCCAUCAGAGGAGGUGGCAAGAUUCCUGCUUACAGUCUCUCGUACAAUCAGGCGGAGAACGCCGUGUUGAUCUGCACGAAAUUGCCGUCCAAUAUCGAAAACAGCACGUACGACUUGUACAUGAUCCCUCGAGAUGGGGAUUCCAGCAGCGAUCCCGAGACGAAGAGGGCUUCCGGAGUGACCGCCAUCUGGGUCGCCAGAAACCGCUUCGCCGUGCUCGACAGGGGGUAUUCCCUGGUCAUCAAGAACUUGAAGAACGAGGUCACGAAGAAGGUGCAGAUCCCGAACUGCGACGAGAUAUUCUACGCGGGUACCGGGAUGCUGCUGCUUCGCGACGCGGAUCAGGUAAUUCUCUUCGACGUGCAGCAGAAGAGGACCCUGGCCGAAGUAAAAAUCUCAAAGUGUCGCUACGUGGUCUGGGCAAACGACAUGUCUCACGUGGCUCUGUUGGCGAAGCAUACCGUGAAUAUUUGCAACAGGAAGCUGGAGUCCUUGUGCUCGAUUCACGAGAACACUCGAGUCAAGUCCGGUGCUUGGGACGACUCGGGAGUAUUUAUUUAUACGACCAGCAAUCACAUCAAGUACGCGAUUUAUAACGGAGAUCAUGGAAUUAUUCGCACUCUGGAUCUGCCGAUUUACGUGACCAGAGUGAAGGGAAAUCAGGUGUACUGCCUGGAUAGAGAAUGCAGACCGAGGAUCCUGAGGAUCGACCCCACCGAGUACAAGUUCAAGCUAGCUUUAAUCAACAGAAAGUACGAGGAGGUCUUGCACAUGGUUCGCACCGCAAACCUCGUGGGUCAGUCGAUCAUCGCUUAUUUGCAGCAGAAAGGCUAUCCCGAGGUCGCUCUGCACUUUGUCAAGGACGAGAAGACGAGAUUCGGACUCGCUUUGGAGUGCGGCAACAUCGAAGUCGCCCUGGAAGCCGCGAGAACUUUGGAUCAGAAAGCUUGCUGGGAGAGCUUGGCUCAGGCCGCGCUUUUACAGGGAAAUCAUCAGGUUGUCGAGAUGUGCUAUCAGAGGACGAAGAACUUUGAAAAACUGGCAUUCCUGUAUCUGAUCACAGGCAACCUAGACAAGCUACGCAAGAUGACGAAGAUCGCCGAAAUUCGGAAAGACGUCUCCGGACAGUACCAAGGAAGUUUACUUUUAGGAGAUAUUUAUGAACGAGCGAAAAUCCUGCGGAACUCUGGUCAGACGUCGUUGGCGUAUGUAACCGAAAAGAUCCAUGGCAUCUCCAAUGAGGAUGACGAUUCGCAAUAUGAAUCUAUGAAGGAUGAACUGUCCGAUCUUGAAAAGGGAGCGAUGUACUUGAGACCACCUGUCCCGGUUCAACAGGCAGAGAACAAUUGGCCAUUGCUGACGGUAUCGAAGGGCUUCUUCGAAGGUGCUAUGAUGUCCAGAGGCAAGAGUCAGGUCGCUGCAGCUCUGGCACCGGAGGAGGACACGGGUCCUGUCGAAGGCUGGGGUAACGAAGACGAGCUAGGAUUAGAUGACGAAGAAGGUGGCGAAGCACAGCCAGAAGUCGAAGGUGAGGAAAAUCCUGGUUGGGACGUGGAAGACCUGGAUCUACCUCCAGAAUUGGAGUCCAAUGUUGUUGCUACGGAAGAUGGAUAUUACUCUCCUCCGACGAAAGGAAUCCCAGCGACUCAACAUUGGAUCAACAAUUCCCAGCUAGCUGUCGAUCAUGUAUUAGCUGGUUCCUUUGAAUCAGCUUUCGCCUUACUCAGUGAUCAAGUUGGCAUUGUCGAGUUCAGUGCUUACGAAUCGCUGUUCCUGAACACGUACGCUCGUUCGCGCACGUCAUUCGCGUGUCUUCCAAACAUUCCAUCGCUUUAUGCGUUUCCACAGAGAAAUUGGAAAGAUGCAACGCCGAAAACCGGACUACCAGCUGUAGGACUGCGUUUGACAGAUUUGGUGCAAAGACUGCAAGUGUGCUACCAACUUACUACUGGUGGAAAGUUCGGAGAAGCGAUAGAAAAAUUGCAAGCGAUCCUAUUAAGCGUGCCCUUGUUAGUUGUCGAUACUAGACAAGACAUUGCCGAAGCCACACAGCUGAUUCAAAUCUGUCGAGAGUAUAUACUAGGAUUGAAAAUGGAAACGCAACGAAAGAAUCUACCCAAGACUACGUUGGCUGAACAAAAGAGAGUUUGCGAGAUGGCUGCAUAUUUCACUCAUUGCAAUCUUCAACCGGUGCAUCAAAUACUCACCUUGAGGACCGCGGUCAAUAUGUUCUUUAAGUUGAAAAAUUAUAAAAUGGCAUCGUCAUUUGCAAGGAGACUUUUAGAAUUGGGACCUAGAGCGGAAGUAGCACAACAAGUGAGAAAAAUCUUACAGGCAUGCGAUAAAAACCCAGUCGACGAACAUCAACUCGCAUACGACGAGCACAAUCCUUUCUCAUUGUGCGCCAGCACUUACACGCCAAUUUACAGAGGGAAACCAGAAGUCAAAUGUCCACUUUGCGGAGCUAAAUAUCAACCACGAUUUAAAGAUACCGUUUGUACCGUAUGCGAAGUGGCAUUAGUUGGAAAGGAAUGCGUCGGUUUACGAAUAAGCUUAUUGCAAUUUCGAUAAUUGAUUUCUUUUAUUGGUGGAAACUGAUUAAGUCCAUUUGAUGUUAUGGCUAAAAAAAAUCAGCAUUAACAGAUUAAGCGUAUUAGUUGGUAUAAAAGUCAGUGUUAAUAAAUUAGCAAUGUAGGUACGUCAGGCGCUUAUCCUAUCGGAAUAUAAAUACGUUUAAUGAUUUUUAUGCUAUUUGUAAAAUGAAGUAAAAACUAUGAGUUAUUUUUGUAUAACUUCUCCUUAACGAUAAGAUGUGUUAACGCAAAAAAUGCAGAAGACUUCUGUAUUCUUUGCUUAACGUUAGAAAUUAAAACGAUUUAAAGUUACGCCCA